Linderina pennispora is the source of this 999-nucleotide messenger RNA. RefSeq lists its product as uncharacterized. The annotation marks the transcript as partial. The record is from RefSeq and is a predicted model, not a curated record. The transcript has a single exon. Lineage: Eukaryota; Fungi; Kickxellomycota; Kickxellomycetes; Kickxellales; Kickxellaceae.
GGAACCUCUGUCUCGCAGUCCGUGGUGGAUGGAGCCUCUGUCUCGCAAACCGUGGUGGAUGGAACCUCUGUCUCGCAAACCGUGGUGGAUGGAACCUCAGUCUCGCAAACCGUGGUGGAUGGAACCUCAGUCUCACAGUCUGUGGUCGACGGAACCUCGGUUUCGCAGUCCGUGGUGGAUGGGACCUCGGUCUCGCAAGCCGUGGUGGAUGGGACCUCGGUUUCACAGUUGGUGGUCGAUGGAACCUCAGUCUCGCAAUUGGUAGUCGAUGGGACCUCGGUCUCGCAGUCGGUAGUUGCAGUCGGCACAACGCUCGUCGAUGGGACCUCAGUCUCGCAGUCGGUGGUCGAUGGGACCUCAGUCUCACAGUCGGUGGUCGACGGAACCUCUGUCUCGCAAUCAGUGGUGGAUGGAGCCUCUGUCUCGCAAUUGGUGGUGGAUGGGACCUCAGUCUCGCAGUCGGUGGUGGAUGGGACCUCAGUCUCGCAGUCGGUGGUCGACGGAGCCUCUGUCUCACAAUCGGUAGUGGAAGGAACCUCGGUCUCGCAGUUGGUAGUCGAUGGGACCUCGGUCUCGCAGUCGGUGGUUGCAGUCGGCACAGCGCUCGUCGACGGAACCUCGGUUUCGCAAUCAGUGGUGGAUGGGACCUCGGUUUCACAGUUGGUGGUCGAUGGAACCUCAGUCUCGCAAUUGGUAGUCGAUGGGACCUCGGUCUCGCAGUCGGUAGUUGCAGUCGGCAUAACGCUCGUCGAUGGGACCUCAGUCUCGCAGUCGGUGGUCGAUGGGACCUCAGUCUCACAGUCGGUGGUCGACGGAACCUCUGUCUCGCAAUCAGUGGUGGAUGGAGCCUCUGUCUCGCAAUCAGUGGUGGAUGGAGCCUCUGUCUCGCAAUUGGUGGUGGAUGGGACCUCAGUCUCGCAGUCGGUGGUCGACGGAGCCUCUGUCUCACAAUCGGUAGUGGAAGGAACCUCGGUCUCGCAGUUGGUAGUCGAUGGGACC